AUGUCCGACUCCGACGCAUCUACCAACGUAUCUGUUCGAGAUCUCGACUAUUCUGGACUCAGAAAAGCCAUCGAUAUUAGACUCAACAAAUAUUUCGAGAAAUUAGACGCGCCAGAAUCUCACGAAAGACCCAAGGCCAUUCAUCGCAACGACUUUUACAAAUUUACAAUCCGUGCAGAAGAGCCAAAUGUAGAAUUCAUCAAGUUCGUACCAAAAAUCAUGUGGUGCAGCAAACUGGGAGUCUACAAACACGUUUCCCGUGAGCGGGCAUAUGAACUUCGCAUUGUUCUUGAUGAGUUUUGUGAGGAAUGGUGUAGUCAAUGGUUGACGGGGGAUGCUGGAAUAUUCUUUGUGCAGAUUCGGGAAAACAUGGAACGGAGAAGGUAUCCAAGGUUUUUCACUGAGGCAGAUUUGGGAGCACAUCUCACCAAGUGUCUUUUGAGGUUGGAUGAAGAUUUUCUUCGACUCAUUAUGGCUCAAAUUGUCAGGGACGAAGGCUACGGAUGCCCUAUUUACAAUGAAAAAAACGAGGCUAUUUUUAUGAUCAACAUUGACCCAUCAAAGCUAUCCCAUAAUAAUUCGCGAAAGAUGAUCACGGCAUACACCAUGAUGGAUGUCGAGGAAAUUCGAAAGUUUGUUCGGGAUUUGUUUUACAAAUCUUGUGUCGACCAAGAGACUCGUGGAGCCAAGAUUCGUUGCGAUCUACGUUUGGAAGGUCAGAGAGUAAUCUCUCAAGUCAAAUUAUGGGAGGAGGGUGACUCAGAUUAUAACGACGUUGGAGAUGAGGACGAAGAUGAAUCACUGUUUGAAGAGGUGCUCGAUGAUCGCAAAAAAGACGAAGAUGCCGUCUGGAGACGAAGGGUCUUGUUCGCAAUCGAAAAAAUGAGAGCUUCACAACUUCGAAGGGCUAUCCACAUGACGUGCGGAGGAGUCUACGAGAUGAAAUUGCCCGCUGAUGAGGAAUAUAUCAAUGAAAAGGAGGAUUUGACUUCGCGGCGUAUGAUCGCGGUGGUCUUGAUACAUGGUCAUCGAGUUGUCCUGACACACGAAGCCGAAAGUUGCGAUUUACUGGAAAUAAUGACUGCUAAUGAACUCAGAAAAACCCUUAUAGUUUUGUGUAAUGCCGGUCUCGUGACACUCUCAUUCAUUAAAGGCGGGCAACUUAUCAUAGACGGGAGCACAAUUACUCUGGAUGUCCGUGAACUAGACAAACCGCAAGGCGAGAGCUCCAGUGAGAGCGGAGAACAGGAUUCAGCAGAUGAAAAUCCAGAAAAAGAGAAAACGAGUGACUAUGGAGUGGAAGUUGAAGCACCCGACGAAGAAUUAUCUGAGCCUGAGUCCCCCAUUCCCAUUCCCAGAAAGAGGCCCAGACUGUGGGUUGAGCAUAAUCAGCUACUUGGAAAAUUGCCGUGGUAG
Molecule: messenger RNA, 1416 nt
Organism: Botrytis porri
Lineage: Eukaryota; Fungi; Ascomycota; Leotiomycetes; Helotiales; Sclerotiniaceae
Exons: 2
Coding region: 1-1416 (471 amino acids)
Source: RefSeq, a predicted model, not a curated record